GCCUGAGGUUGCUGAGUUGAAGGACAAGGCAUGGCAAAGAAGCUUUAGUCGCACGCUUGCGAUAGGAAGCGCUCAAGGAAGCCAUAAGCUUUGCAAAGGCCUGAUAUUAGUAGUUUUUCCCCUACCCUUUUAAUUUAUACUUGUUAAUCACUUUGUAAUGGCAGGGAAGCGGCAACGUAUUAAACUAGAGCCUCCGGUUGCGACCGAGGCGGCGCUGCCGGCAGUUUGCUAUCUUCCUGGCGUCCUUACCGAUGGCGCACAACCAUCCAAUGCGCCGUCUACAUCAGCGGCUGCUGCGACGCGGUCGCCGGCUAAGCGACUAAAAUACAGCGUGCAUCGUAGCUCCAAGUCGUUGCAUCACCAUUUAGUCCAUGCAUCUCUUGGCAAUAUCGAAUACGUGGGGCGUAGCGACGGUGCUGAGAAUGCCGGCGUGGCAGCUGCAUCUUAUGCCCUUGGAGUGUACAAUCCAGACACCGGGAAGUUGCAGCUUGUGCACGUCGCUGGCGAACGGCCGUUUAGACUAGAUACAAGGCUGGAGGGGCUGGUGUACGCCCCCACGGGUGCGGGAGCCGAUGAGGAGCAGGACCGUGACGCCAGGAAGAUGGCGGCCAAGAGGCUGGUGGACGAGUUCGGCUCCACUCGGCGGCGGCGGCAGCUCAACGCGCGCGAGGCGGGGGUGGUGGCUGCGGACCGCAUCAGCGGCGGCGAGGCGGUGCAGCAGGUGCUGGGCAGCGUGGCGGCGCGGGGGCAGGGCGAGGGGCUCACGCGCGAGGAGAUGCGGCGGAGGGCUUUCUCCGCGCGCACCGUGCCGCCGCACAACCCCAACGCCACCUCCGCCGCGGCAGCCUACCCGCUGGAGCUGCUGCUGGGGCCGCCUGCAGCCGCGGCGGGCGAGGAGGAGGUUGAGGGCGAGCGGGAGGCGGCGGCGCGGGCGCUGGUCGGGGAGCUGUACGUGCGGCAGAUCCAGGAGGUGGCGGAGGACGAGAAGAAGCUGGAGUUCGCUCGCGAGAAGGAUGUGAUUCCCAGCUACGUGCUGAGCCGGCUGGGUCCGCUGCGGCUGCUCAAGGCCUCCGACUCCGAGUCCGCCGCAUCCCGCGUGCGCCGCCGGGUGCAGUACCUGGCGCUGCUGGCGGCACUGCUGAGGCUGCAGGCUCGGCCCCGGCUGGCUAUCAAGUCCGAAGGCGUGGCGGGUGUGGCGCGGGAGAUGCGGCUGCGGGAGGCGCUCAUGCAGCACCUGCUAGACAAGUUCUACAACCGAGUUGAGGACCCCCUGCGCGGUGCCCGCUACGAGCGCACUGACGCGCAGUCCGCCCUGCUGCUGGCGUACAUCGUGGCGGUGGCGGUGGUGGCGGAGGAGGGGUACAUGGAGGCGGAGCAGGUGCACGCGCUGAGGGAGACGCUCAAG
Molecule: messenger RNA, 1405 nt
Organism: Astrephomene gubernaculifera
Lineage: Eukaryota; Viridiplantae; Chlorophyta; Chlorophyceae; Chlamydomonadales; Astrephomenaceae
Source: the annotation of a GenBank genome assembly